GGCGGGAGGACUUGGCUUGGUUUACGGUGCUGAUCAGCCACAAACAGAAGGUUACGAGUUUAAACAAUUGGACUAUUUCGUCGUCAGACUGGCUUCGCCGCUACGAGAGUGACACGAACUAUGUCGGGUGUCUAAUCGGAGCUUGUUGGGUCGCUUUUGAGGGGUCCCCGCGGUGAUUUGCAACAUUACGGGCUUUUCGAGGAGACAACCUCGCUUUUAGGUCGUUCAAGUGGCGAUGCUGAGCUGAUAGCUGCGUCAUCAUGUUGCUUCCGACUCGAGUUGGCGAAAAGAAAUCUCAAGUUAACGCCAGCGGUGAGGCUGCCCGCCGUCAUCCAGCUCCGGAGGCCACUCCCGGCCCCUGAAAUAGAUGGAAGACGGACUGCGGGUGAGCGGUUGGCGGUGAAGCCCGGUUACAUGGUCGCUGUGAAAGUGGUGACUUUACAUCACUUGGCUCGGCGUUAUUGGCGCGAUAAUUACUCUCCUUGGCUGCUUUUUACUAUCUAACACUUUGGAUGGACAGUCAACAAAUCUACGGAUGUUGCGCAGCGUUAAAAGCCGCAAAAUUGUACGAAAAAUAUGACCGAAUGUUUUCGGAGCAUAAAGUGCAACUGUAUUGAUGUUUUAGGGAUGCUAGCCACAAUUGUUUGCAUGGUGAGAAGUGAUGCCCUCACUGACAGCUAGGGCACAAAGCAGGACCCUCCAGUGAAACGACUCUGAUCUGAUGGUGGCUUUCUUCUUUUAGCGCCAGUUGAGAAAAACACACUUUAGUAAGCCAUAAUGAGAGACUUUACGGUUCAUUUGAGCUAAUUGGCUAAUGGGUGACCGUCCACUUGGGCAUGUCAGGCUAUUAGCAAGGUGUCAAAUAGUGUUUGUUGGGACUUACUGGUAGCUCGGUGGUUUGUUGUCUGUUGUCACCGCAUCCACGUGGACUUUGUUUCAAGUAAAGUUCUGUGGCUCGCGACCCGGCCCAGCAAAAGGGGGCCGAGUGUCUGCUUACUUCAGAGAGGCAGAAGCUGUGGUCCUCCCCAGCCUGGACAAAGUUGCAUGUUACACCAGAAUAUAAAACCGGUUGAAAUGGCCGGCAACCGCACCCACACCAACGCUCAUUACGCGAGCGCUGAGACGUUUUGUCCGUCCAAACCCUGGUCGGAUGGAGACAGAGAGAUGGAGGCAGCCGGGAUCUCGGAAGGGCGUGGAAACCCCGCAAGGUGCGCGUCCAACUUUGAGGUGAUAGACGGGCUGCUGUACCGCAAGAAGCUGGAAAAAGGCUUCAUCAACUACCGGGAGGUUCUGGAUGAGGACCGGAGACAUGAGGCCCUCUCAACCUUUCACCGGCGGCGGCGGCCUGCCCAGCGCCACCUCUCCCUGGAGGAGACCUACAAAUGCGUGGCUGAAAACUACUGGUGGGAGGGGAUGUACUUCCAGAUCCGAGAUUUUGUCCUGAGCUGUCCAGAAUGUCAGCUCACCAAGAAAACCGAGGAGCUAGGUGGCAGAAGAUGUGUCACAAAGACGAUGGCGUCGCACGGCGCCGACAUGCUGAACAAGCUGAGGAGUCAGCGGGAGGCGGGGCUGUUCUGUGACAUUACCCUGCGGACGAACGGGCGAUCCUACUCUGCCCACAGAGCCGUUUUGGCAGCCGUCAGCGAUCACUUCCAGGAAAUCUUCACAGAGAUGGACUCGAGCAUGAAAGCAGACAUAGAUCUCACCGGUUUUAGUGAAGACAGCCUUCUGUCUCUGCUGGAUUUCUCCUACUCCUCCACUCUGUGUGUUCGCCAGGAGGACCUACCUGAAGUCAUCGCCAUGGCCCGCCACCUGGGCAUGUGGCCUGCUGUGGAAGCCUGCUCUGCACUCAUGAAAGAGCAGGAACAGCAGCUCCAUCCUGGCCAGGGCUUUACCUCACCCUGUGCUGGUGCGUGCAUUGGGCGUCACCGCCAGCAGAGGGAAAGCAAAAGGAAAAGGGAUUUGGGAUUACAGGACAACAUGAACGACCGCUUCAGUCUCACACUGGAUGCAUCUGAUGAGUCUAUAGAAGGAAGUCCAAGGCGCAAUCUGCGCAGGACACCGAAACCCCAAGGCCACAACGGUCUCCCUCUGAGUCCCUCACACAGGAUGAAGCUCAUGGACUUCAAAUCUCCCUCUUCAAAGAAAGCCACUGCACCUCGACACUCCAUAGCCACACAGAAUUACUCGCCCAUGUCACCAUCAAACACCCGCCUUCUCCGCUCCACUCCUGGGGCUGCCAAGGAGGUUCAGAGACUGCUACCUGUUCCAGAGACCCCCAGACGAACCCGAAAACAUGACUCUAUCACCCGGCUCUCGUGUGCCUCCAGAUUGAGGCCCAGCGCUGUGUGCAGCCCUGUGAGGGUAAAGCAGGAAGUGGAGGAGGUUGGAGAGGAUGAAGAGGAUUAUGCGAGAGCACAGGAGAAGUACAAGUUGAUGAAUGUCCUUGGGUUACAGAGGACCGCCCUCCUCCCCAGACCAGAAGAUCUGAUUGGCUGGAGACAAAAGAAGCGACUGAGGAAACUGAAGGCUAACAACUAUUCACUGACCAAGCGGCGGAAACCACGCCCCACCUGCCCAGGACUACCAUUUGGGGAUGUGACACUGUCACUUCCUCUCUGUAACCCCGUUAACACUCGCCUCCUCAACAAGUCAGUAAAAACCAAGCCUGUGGGUCCAGUCAGCACAGCGCAGAUGACUGCAAAGAGGCCAAAGACCAUCCAGCGACAUGUCCCUCCAAGUGACAGGAGCAUGCGAAGUAAAGGUAUGUUACCAGAUAUGUUCCAGCCUGCAUCCAGGUCUUCCUUUGGUGGGAGAGAACUCAGACGGUCAGUGAGGAAGGGUGACGCUGCCCACCUUGCUGCCCAGCUACCUCUGCGACGCAACACCAACAAAACUCUAGGGAGAAACACAGUCAGGAUCAAAUCAGAACCAGCUGAAUACUCUAUCUCAGGUCUACCUCUUUCAUCAAACAAUUGCUGUGGCCACACACCUCACAAAUCCCCACCUUCACAGAGGACACACACCAGAAACAAGGUCACUGUAGAGCCGGUCAAAACGCUGCGUUACAACAGCAGCCGACCAGCAGCAAAGGCCAAGCUUCGGCGGAUCUCCACAAGGGAGGUGGAGAAGACCAAGUGUAAGCCCAGAGAGGAGGGGAGGAAGGUGGGAAGCCAGGAGCUGAGGGGGGUCAUGGGCACUAAACCGAAAGUGAAGGUUAAUGAACCUGGUGGGCUCCAGUUUUCAGAGCAAGCACCUCCACCGUCCAUCUACAACCACCCUCUGUACAAAGUCAUCAAAGAGGAGCCAGCAGAACCUAUGCCAGUUGUUGGACCUUUCCCUGAUCCUCCCUCACCAGACCUGGGCAAGCGCCAGAGCAAGCCCCCCAUCAAAUUACUGGACUCAGGCUUUCUGUUCAGCUUCUGUCGGCCGGCAGGGGGGCCGAUGCCCGGAAUGAAGAAAGAAGAGGAGAGCGUGGAUAUCUGCUUAACACGCUCUGUGUCACAAGUCGGGGAGAAAUUUGGAGGGGCGGAGUCCCCCCACAGGGCACUGAGAGCCAGAGGGCCAUCCGCCCUGCCUGUGGUGAAGAGGGAGAGGGAGGAGAGAAGCGUGAGCCAAAGAAAGGUUCAGAGCCCGAGGCCAAAACCACGAAACAACACUCUUCACCUGGCCAAGUCUGCCGGGUCGAAGGCCAUACCGACCAUGCCAAAGCAGCAAGUUAUACUCCCUCUGAACAGCAGGAGCUGUGUCAUGCCGGAUGCAGUACGUCGGGCACGGCUAAAGCAGCUUCGAGGACCUCGUAGUCAAGCACCCAAAGUCCCAAAAACGGCCCAUGCCUGUCUGCAGUGCUCAGCCUCCUACAAGGACUGUGAUGCCCUAAUCAUGCAUCGCGUCAGGCACAUCGAGGGCAAGCACUGGCCAUGUCCGCUCUGCUGCAAGACCUUCUUUCGACUGAGGAAUGUACGGAACCACAUCCGCACCCAUGACCCCAAGUUGUACAAAUGCCGGAGCUGUAUCAUUGCCGGUUCCUGAGGCAUCUGGAGUGUAGCAGCGAGUGUAAGCAGCGAGACAGAGGAUGAAGGCUGUCCGUGUCUGACACCAGCGAACAGACUGAAGCCAGAGGCACAUGAUCGAUCAGCAGCUUGUAUAUAAUGCAUCUGUCACACACAAGCACCGCUGUGGAAAGGCAAUAUUACUCAGAUUCUUAUCAUCACCGUCGUCAAUGAUUGCUGAUGUUAUUUAAAUAACCAAACCGAUGUUGCUGGUCCUAUUUGCGUAUCGUAGCUACAGAAGAUUAAACUUGAACAGUACACUCAGGGGGUGGGGAAUGUGAUGCCACAGUAUGUGGUUUGUGUAUAAAAUGAAAUGUAAAGUGAUUGUUAUAACUAUUACUGCUACUUAUUGUUAUCAUUAUUUUUCUAUGUAUAGAUGAAUUUUGAGUGUACUUAUAACUUGUGUUGUAAACCUAAGAAGUGGUGAAAUCUGAAGGUUCGGAGUCCAUGAGUCUGGAGUCCAUGAGGCAAGAGUACUUGAAGUGAUACAAGCGCUGGAGGGAAUACUUGAAGAUGGAGGGGUCUCCAGAGUGAGACUGUCCUUUGGGUGUUUCAGUGGGUCUUUGUCCUUUUGGUGCGAUUACUUUUACAUGACUAGUCUGUCCCUCUUCUCGUAUUGAUCUGCUACUCUGUAAUAGUCUGUGAUUCGGGGGUUUGACUCUGGGCUUGUAUACCACUGCAUGUGUAUUUGCAGGCCAUUUGUAGUCCACUGUCUUUUCUAAGGCUGCCAAUUUUAAAAAGGGAAACGUCUUGUUUUUAAUGUAAAUUUCUGUAUAGUAAUCAACACAACUGUGUCAUUACAGAUGUUUUAUUGAUCUCUUCUACUUUAAUCAAAGACAAGACACACUGCGUCUUGUUCUUCAAAUUCCCCUCCCACUGAAUAAAUGCAGUGUGUUCACAUAAGAUGUUUGUUUCACAAAUUGAUUUUAGAAAUAAAUGAUCUGCCUCUUGCUA
Messenger RNA from Micropterus salmoides (largemouth bass), 5006 nucleotides. RefSeq lists its product as uncharacterized. Gene Ontology annotation, biological process: regulation of transcription by RNA polymerase II. Lineage: Eukaryota; Metazoa; Chordata; Actinopteri; Centrarchiformes; Centrarchidae. Bases 1045 to 4032 code for a protein of 995 amino acids. Gene Ontology annotation, molecular function: protein binding; RNA polymerase II cis-regulatory region sequence-specific DNA binding; DNA-binding transcription factor activity, RNA polymerase II-specific. The transcript has 7 exons. The record is from RefSeq and is a predicted model, not a curated record.